AUGUGCCUUGGUGUGGACCGUGUAAUUGUGUGCUCAUGCCUUGAUGCCCUGCUUUCAUACCCCUUCCCCUCCCCCACGCAUCCUUCCUUCCCGCCCUCUCUUCCCGCUCUCAGAAGCAGCUCCUGCCCACUGGCGUUAACAGCGUGUGUUGGUGGGCACGUGGCACGAGCUUGCAUGGUUGACUGGGAGGAGGUACCUUUCGUCCAUUUCAUACACCAGGCAACAACCCACUUUCCCUCAUCUUUUCCUCCCUUUCCCUCCCCUUCCCUCUCCUUGCCUUCCCCUUUCCCUGUCGUCUCCCUAACCUUUCCCUCUUCUUCCCCUUCCCUUUCCCUCCCAAUUCCGUCCUCUUUCCCUCCCCUUUCCCUCACCUUUCUCUUCCCCUCUCCAUCCCCUCCCCUUUCGUCCCUUUCCCUCACCUUCCCUUCCCCUUCCAAGCCCUUUCCCCUCACCUUCCCCUCCCCUUUUCCUCCCAUCACAUUCACCUGA
Closterium sp. Naga37s-1 is the source of this 489-nucleotide messenger RNA. Lineage: Eukaryota; Viridiplantae; Streptophyta; Zygnematophyceae; Desmidiales; Closteriaceae. The record is from the annotation of a GenBank genome assembly.